Molecule: messenger RNA, 1269 nt
Organism: Glycine soja
Lineage: Eukaryota; Viridiplantae; Streptophyta; Magnoliopsida; Fabales; Fabaceae
Product: polyubiquitin
Exons: 2
Coding region: 146-1063 (305 amino acids)
Biological process (GO): protein ubiquitination; modification-dependent protein catabolic process
Cellular component (GO): cytoplasm; nucleus
Molecular function (GO): protein tag activity; ubiquitin protein ligase binding
Source: RefSeq, a predicted model, not a curated record
CAUACAUGAACACGCGUCACAAUAUGACUGGAGAAGGGUUCCACACCUUAUGCUAUAAAACGCCCCACACCCCUCCUCCUUCCUUCGCAGUUCAAUUCCAAUAUAUUCCAUUCUCUCUCUGUAUUUCCCUACCUCUCCCUUCAAGAUGCAGAUCUUCGUCAAGACCCUCACCGGUAAGACCAUCACCCUUGAGGUGGAAAGCUCUGACACCAUCGACAACGUCAAGGCCAAGAUCCAGGACAAGGAAGGAAUCCCCCCGGACCAGCAACGUCUCAUUUUCGCCGGAAAGCAACUUGAGGACGGCCGUACCCUUGCUGACUACAACAUUCAGAAGGAGAGUACUCUUCACCUCGUCCUCCGUCUCCGUGGUGGCAUGCAGAUCUUCGUUAAGACACUCACCGGCAAGACCAUAACCCUAGAGGUUGAAAGCUCCGACACCAUCGAUAACGUCAAGGCCAAGAUCCAGGACAAGGAGGGUAUCCCCCCGGACCAGCAACGUCUCAUCUUCGCCGGAAAGCAGCUCGAGGACGGCCGCACCCUCGCCGACUACAACAUCCAGAAGGAAUCAACCCUUCACCUCGUCCUCCGUCUCCGUGGUGGCAUGCAGAUCUUCGUUAAGACCCUCACCGGCAAGACUAUUACCCUAGAAGUCGAAAGCUCCGACACCAUCGACAACGUCAAGGCUAAGAUUCAGGACAAGGAGGGAAUCCCCCCAGACCAGCAGAGGCUGAUCUUCGCCGGGAAGCAGCUCGAGGACGGACGCACCCUUGCUGACUACAACAUCCAGAAGGAGUCAACUCUCCACUUGGUGUUGCGUCUUCGUGGUGGUAUGCAGAUUUUCGUGAAGACUCUUACGGGUAAGACUAUUACCCUCGAGGUGGAGAGCUCUGACACCAUUGACAAUGUGAAGGCCAAGAUUCAGGACAAGGAAGGCAUCCCACCGGACCAGCAGAGGCUGAUUUUUGCUGGCAAGCAGCUCGAGGAUGGAAGGACCCUCGCUGACUACAACAUCCAGAAGGAAUCAACCCUUCACCUUGUCCUCCGUCUCCGUGGGGGGUUUUAAGCUCGUUGUGUAAUGUUGGAUGUGUUCCCAAAACAUUUGAAGAACUUUGAUGUUUAAUGGGUCUGUAAUAAUGUCCCUUGAAAAUAAGUUCGGUUUGUGUUGAACUCUAUUGUGUCCCAUUAAUAAUAGUACUCUAAUAUCCCACCUACGUUUGUUAUGAAUGUGUGAAAUAUGAAAUGAUUAAUUGUCAUAUCGUGUUGUUUUAA